Messenger RNA from Pelobates fuscus (common spadefoot toad), 1799 nucleotides. RefSeq names its product centriolin-like. The record is from RefSeq and is a predicted model, not a curated record. Gene Ontology annotation, molecular function: protein binding. NCBI's taxonomy places the organism in Eukaryota, Metazoa, Chordata, Amphibia, Anura, Pelobatidae. The coding region runs from base 1 to 1344 and encodes 447 amino acids. The transcript is spliced from 11 exons.
AUGAUUUCGCAAACUUCAUUCUACAAAGCAUACCUUCGUACUGCUUACAGUGUUCCCAGCCUAGAACCCUCCAUGGAACGUAAAAUUGAGAGACAGUUUGUGGAGGAUCGUGCCACUGUAAUAGAAGUGCUCCCUGUCUCCUGGGAUGUAAAAUGGCCUGGUCCAUAUUAUUGUGUUACAUUGAAAAUGUCACGUCUCAAGGAUCUCAAUUUUGGAUUCAACUUUGGGUCUGGGAAUCCCAGCAGAGAGCAGUUCCCAGUUACAGACUUUCCAGAGAGGAUUGUGAAACUGGACCUAUCCCUUAAUGAGCUCCAGGAAUUGAGAGCUGGCUGCCUCCUGUCAUUAAAGAACCUUGUUGAAUUAGAUGUAUCUCUUAAUACCUUAAUCAGUAUUUCUGGACUAGGAGAUCUACCAAAUCUGAUGAUUUUAAAUUCUAGUUUCAAUGCAAUUAGACAUAUGGACAGCUAUGGAACCUGUCAUCAAUUGACAAUUCUUAAUGUGUCUCACAAUCAAAUUAGGACCAUAAAGGAUCUAUCAGCCCUUGCAAACCUCACACAGCUUCAUUUGAACUCCAAUAAGUUGGUCUCCUUGGAUGGUAUUCAAAAUCUCCCCAAACUCUAUGAAUUGUAUGUUCAGAAUAACGUGAUCACCAGUGUUCUGCCCCUCUCCUCCUCGCUGAGACUCAACAUCCUAGAUGCCUCAAAUAACAAUAUUAUAUCCCUGGAUGAAACUGUGCAAGUUCUAAAUGGCCUACGUCACCUAACUCAGCUGAAAUUAAAAGGUAAUCAUUUGGCUCAUGAUCCUAGAUAUACAGAUGCCUGUAGUCGUUACACCUCUGUACAAGUUCUAGAUAACUGCAUGCUUAAGGACUUUAGCAAAAUGUCUCAAAAAAAUCACCAGCUGAUAUGGCAUUCACUGGACAUUCUGCCCAAAGAAGGAUACACCAGAGAAGGUCUAAAGGACGUAGCCAAGAAAAAUCUUACGGAAGAGCUACAAAGGAAGAGGAAAGAUUUAGAGAGCAACAUUCAUUACCUCCAUGCCAGAAUAAUGGAUUUACAAGAAGAGUUUGCAGAACACGAGGAAACUAUGAAAGGAGAACUGGAUAGCUGUAUCAGAUACAUUAAUGCAAUUCCAGAAGAGGACUUUGAGAAGAUUGAUCCACAUAAGGUCCCAAAAGCUAUGGAGAAGUAUCUAUUUACUAAGUUCUGGAACAGGUGGGAGCAUGGGAAAAGGAAAUCUGAAAUUCAUUCUUUCAAUCAUCUGACAAAGCCUGAGGAGGUAGUGGAGGCUGCGGCUUGGCUGUUGUCACACCCUCCAAGUGAAACAGCAAGGGAUAACUUGUGAUGAUGUAUCUCCGGCUGCACGACAGAAACGCGAAGGGGAGUUACCGUAAUAAUGGGCACAACAAUCUGAAACACUUUUUCUUCAUUAUUAUCACCAUGGUUGUAAUUAUUACAUAUUCAGGCUCUCAUAUGUGAAUUAGUAACAUGGCCUGCAAGAAGUCUCAAUAUAAUGCCUAGCACAGCAGAAUUCUCACUUGGUUUGCAAAAGUAAGGGAUUACAAUUGCCUACAAUGGUCUUUUACCAUGUGAAAAAAUAAAAUGGUAACAAAUUGGUCAGUUUAGGACAUGGAAUCGACAGAAUUUGGGCAACAGGAAAAAAAGGCAACAUUAAGAUAAGGGUGAUACCAGACUCACUUACAGCAGAUGAAUUACCCCACUACACCUUUGUCUUUGCUCUUGUUUCAUAUGCUGGUACUAAGAAAAGCUACUUAGAAAGUUCCAAACUAGAAUUAGAAG